CUCUCAACCAUCCGCACGUCUGUGCCAAAGCGCCAUGUUGGUGCUGCUAUCUUCGGCGAUGAGGUUCCACGCCAAGCCAGCCACAGAGGUGGUCAAGAGGACCACACCGAGGCUUCUCCACAAGACGAAGGCGUUAGUCCAAGAGCUCCGACAGAUCGAAGCCAAGGACAUCAAAAAGCAGCUGCACGUCAACGAUGCGCUGGCGAAGCAGUACACGCAGCAUUUGAAUCAGUUUGAGGCCAAAGAGCCUGUGCCCUGCGGUUUGUUGUACGACACACCCUUCUACGAAGCCUGCAGCUUUGGCACCUUCGACGAGGAGGAUGCUGAGUGGGCUAACUCCUACGUUCGAAUCUUGUCGGGUCUUUAUGGUUUUCUGCGACCCUAUGACGACAUCCAAACGUUGAGUUUGCCCGUGAGCUUGAACACCAAGCUCAAGAACAGCAAGGGCCAAUUUCUUCGAAAUUAUUGGAAGGAACACAUUUACAAGGAGAUGGACGAUGCCCUGCAGAGCCUUCCAAUGCUUGUGAUUCUCAACCUGGCUGCAGAAGAGGACAAGGACAUCUUAGAUCCAGAGUUUCUGCCUGCCGCAGCUAGAGUAGUCAAGGUGGACUUCAAAAUCUCCAACAAGGAUGAUGCGGGCACCGCCAAGGGAGAGUUCGUGAGGUGGAUGCUGGAGAAUCGGUGUAUGACCGUGGAGGAUCUCUUAGAGUUCAAGGGAUUGGACGAGGAGUCGCCAGACUAUCGCCUCAGUAAGAAGCAAACCUCUGCGGAUUCGCUGCUCUUCGAACAGAACGUGGGCGAUGGACUUGACGGUGGCUGGAGCCGGAAGAUGAAGGAUUUUGGUGGCUCCAAGGGCAAGUUCAUGAAGGAAUUUGCCAGCGGUGCGCAGAAGUACCAGCGCGCAGAGAUCAAGAACGCCUUGAAGAAGGAGACCAAAGCUAACAAGAAGAAGGGCUCCUCUGCGUUCUACUGAUGCGGGCUGAUUUUCCUUCUGGGUGUGUCCCGAAAAUGCCCGAAAAGCAUCCCGAAACCAGCCCAGACCCAUCGAUGUCCGAUAUGUUCGAAUUACAAGUCACCAAAUCCGCAAAGAUGUCAAGAGAAAGCAGCAUUCGACGGAUUUGUUUGACACGUUUGACACAUCAGUGUCCUGUGAAUUCUCCGCAGUAUCCGGGAUGGUAUAUGUCGCAUAUCCCAUGACUUGAUGACAUGCAUUUCUGAUGGGGAUAUU
Messenger RNA from Cladocopium goreaui, 1228 nucleotides. The record is from the annotation of a GenBank genome assembly. Lineage: Eukaryota; Dinophyceae; Suessiales; Symbiodiniaceae.